Dunckerocampus dactyliophorus (ringed pipefish) is the source of this 2720-nucleotide messenger RNA. Its product is annotated as gastrula zinc finger protein XlCGF57.1-like. Gene Ontology annotation, cellular component: nucleus. Gene Ontology annotation, molecular function: RNA polymerase II cis-regulatory region sequence-specific DNA binding; DNA-binding transcription factor activity, RNA polymerase II-specific. The record is from RefSeq and is a predicted model, not a curated record. Gene Ontology annotation, biological process: regulation of transcription by RNA polymerase II. Bases 373 to 2262 code for a protein of 629 amino acids. Lineage: Eukaryota; Metazoa; Chordata; Actinopteri; Syngnathiformes; Syngnathidae. The transcript is spliced from 3 exons.
CUUCUAAUAUUACGGGUAGCCUUCGGAGGAAAACACAAUGGAUGCUUGUAAAAAAUAUUUAAUGUGAACGACGCUGAGAUUAAGUGACAGUGAGAGACAGUUUUAUUCGUGUUAGUCAGUCAUUCUUCAGUCCGGAUUAAUUAAUCUCAGUGAACUUCGAAGAUUCUCAGGCUAGUUUAGCUUGCUAGCUGCUAACAAAGAAACCCGCAAGUUAGCAACACAUCGCUAAGCAGAGAUCAAGUUUUGAGGAGGUCUCUCGAACAAAAGAGGAAAACGAGCGAUAACGUACUGGACGCUGUUUUCAAGAAGCCCCGAGUUGUGUUACUCAGAGCAGUCAUCUUCCCCUUCGAGCAGCAGGACUGGAACUCUAGGAUGGAGCAGAAGGAGCCACAGCCCCUACACAUGAAAGAGGAAGAGGAGGAGCCACAGCCCCCCCACAUUAAAGAGGAAGAAGAGGAGCCACAGCCCCCCCUAAUUAAAGAGGAAGAAGAGGAGUCACAGCCCUCCCACAUUAACGAGGAAGAGGAGUCACAGCUCCUCAACCUUAAAGAGGAAAAAGAGGAGCCACAGCGUCUCCACUUUAAAGAGGAAGAGGAGGAUCACAGCAUCAGUCAGGAGGGAGAGCAUCUUGAAGGUCUGGAGGAGUUUCCAGUGAUUGGUGUCACAGUGAAGAGUGAAGAUGAUGAAGGUGAAAGUGAGGAGAAGAGAGAGGUGGAGCCUCCAAGCAGCAGCUCAACUCAACACAUGACAACAGAAGCUGAUGGAGACCACUGUGGAGGAUCACAAGCACACAACCUCUUAGCUCCACUAUCAGAUAGUGACGACACAACGUCACACUCUCCUGACACUGAUGAUGAAGACUCUGAAGCUGAUAUGACAUGUCACACUGACAACACACGCUGGAAAUGCUCUCAAUGUGACAAAACUUUUGUUAAGAAGAGAAAUCUGAAAAUGCACAUGAGACAUCACGCAAGCGAGAAACCUUUCACCUGCUCGGUUUGUGGUAAAAGAUUCACCCAGCAAUCAUAUUUGAAAGUGCACAGAAGAAGACACACCGGAGAGAAAGCUUUUCCUUGCACGGUGUGUGGUAAAAGAUUCAACCAAAAAGCUGAUUUAAAUAGGCACACAAAAGUACACAGUGGAGAGAAGCCUUUUUCCUGCUCAGUUUGUGGGAAAGACUUCAUUGAUAAGUCACAUUUGAAAAUACACACAAAAAUACACACUGGAGAGAAACCUUUUCCUUGCAUGAUCUGCGGUAAAAGUUUCUCUCAAAAGGGUAGAUUAAAAAUACACACAAUACUGCACACUGAAGAGAAACCUUUUCUUUGCUCAGUUUGCGGUAAAAGUUUCAUUUAUAAGUCACAUUUGGAACUACACACAAAAAUACACACUGGAGAGAAACCUUUUGCUUGUACAGUGUGUGGGACAACAUUCUUGAGAAAAAGUUACUUAAUCAGACACACAACAAUACACACUGGAGAGAAACCUUUCACUUGCACGGUGUGUGGUAAAAGAUUCUAUCACAAAGCUGAUUUAAAAAGACACACAAGAAUACACACUGAAGAAAACCCUUUUUCCUGCUCAGUUUGCGGUAAAGGCUUCAUUGAUAAGUCACAUUUGAAAAUACACACAAGAAUACAUACUGGUGAGAAACCCUUUUCUUGCACAGUGUGUGGUAAAAGAUUCUCUCAAAAAGGAAAAUUAAAAAUACACACAAUCCUGCACACCCAAGAGAAACCUUUUCUUUGCUCAAUUUGUGGUAAAGGGUUUCUUUAUAAAUCACAUUUGGAACUACACACAAGAAUACACACUGGAGAGAAACCUUUUCCUUGUACAGUGUGUGGUACAACAUUCUCGAGAAAAAGUUAUUUAGUCAGACACACAAGAAUACACCUUGGAGAGAAACCUUUUUCCUGCUCAGUUUGCGAUAAGGUUUUCGUGAAAAAGUCACAUUUGGUUGUACACACAAGAAUACACACUGGAGAGAAACCUUGUCCUUGCUUGGUGUGUGGUAAAAGAUUCUCCAAAAAAAGUGAUUUAGACAGACACACAAGAAUACACACAGGAGAGAAACCGUUUCCUUGUACAGUGUGUGGUACAACAUUCUCGAGAAAAAGUUAUUUAAUCAGACACACAAGAACACACACCGGAGAGAAACCCUUUUCUUGCUUGGUGUGUGGUAAAGGCUUCUCCAAAAAAAGUCAUUUAGAAAGACACACAAGAGUGCACACUGAAGAGAAACCCAUUCCCUGCUCAUUGUGAGGUGUGGAGUUAAUUGAUAAGUCACAAGAAUAGACACUGGAGAAAAGCAUUUUUUCUUGCACGAUAUGUGGCAGACCAUUCUCUCAAUAACAGGAUUUCGAAAGUCUACUUUCUGUGGCGAGACCUUUUUAAUCCUCAGUUUGUGGUAAAGGAUUCAGUUGAGAAGUCACAUUUGAAAGACCACAAAGGAAUCCAUGCUGGGGAAUAUCUUGAGAGCUUUAUUUAAACACAUCCAGCUGCAUUGUAAGAACAUAUAAGGGAACUACGAGUACGCAAGACAGCAUGACGCUUAAAAAAAAAUUAAAAAUUGUGCAAAAGAUCAACUUCUAACGUUGCUACCUGACAUGAUGUUGAAAUGUUUGUCAUGUUUGUUUCAUCUGUCACAUGUGUGAACACAUUUUUCUUCUUUUCGACUUGAGUAUUGCACAUCUGACCUUGAAUAAAAGAAACAUACACGA